GUCAAAGCUCUGACCACUGAUCCAUUAGUUGUGCAUUACGUAGUAAAGGGCAGAUGAGCAGCUUUCAUGCGGUUGAUCAAUAAAUCUUUGAGUUCACAGUAAUAAGGGCGAGGCGGACAACACAACACACUGCUACAUGAGCCUCCAGUUUCUCUAAGGCUCCUUACUAGGCAGAGGAACUUCUACAGAUGGAGCGGGCCUCAAAGGAACCGAUGUCAGACCUGGAGAGUGGGAUGGUCUCUAUUGUUCGAGUUUUCCACAAAUACUCCGGUCUCAAGGGCAAGCUGAGAAAAGCAGAGCUUAAAGAGCUUAUCAACAAUGAGAUGAAUCAUUUCAUAAUGAAUAUCCAAGAGAAUGAAACUCUGGACGAGCUCUUUGCUGAUCUGGACCAGAAUGGAGAUCUGGAGAUCGACUUCAAAGAGUUUAUCGCCCUCAUCGCCAUGGUCACCUCAGCGUGCCACGACCUCUUCAUCCCAGUCCAGCAUGAUAAAUAGACUGAUUACACAUUAAAAACAUGAGGAUCACAGAAACA
Acanthochromis polyacanthus (spiny chromis) is the source of this 532-nucleotide messenger RNA. Its product is annotated as protein S100-B-like. Gene Ontology annotation, cellular component: cytoplasm; nucleus. NCBI's taxonomy places the organism in Eukaryota, Metazoa, Chordata, Actinopteri, Pomacentridae. Gene Ontology annotation, biological process: positive regulation of canonical NF-kappaB signal transduction; positive regulation of cell population proliferation. The transcript is spliced from 3 exons. Gene Ontology annotation, molecular function: S100 protein binding; calcium ion binding; RAGE receptor binding. Bases 189 to 494 code for a protein of 101 amino acids. The record is from RefSeq and is a predicted model, not a curated record.